Poeciliopsis prolifica (blackstripe livebearer) is the source of this 2564-nucleotide messenger RNA. Its product is annotated as transmembrane protein 200C-like. The record is from RefSeq and is a predicted model, not a curated record. NCBI's taxonomy places the organism in Eukaryota, Metazoa, Chordata, Actinopteri, Cyprinodontiformes, Poeciliidae. Bases 509 to 1384 code for a protein of 291 amino acids. The transcript is spliced from 5 exons.
CGCUCCAUCUGUCUGCCAUUGAUCCGUAUCGGCUCUGCAGCGAUUGAUUAUCUGGGCUCACCAGAAACCAAUCAGCUGGUUCCGAUCCGUUCUUCGUGUGUGUGUGUGUGUGUGUGUGUGUGUGUGUGUGUGUGUGUGUGUGUGUGUGUGUGUGUGUCCUGAUCAGUGGGAACUAGCUGGUUCCGAUCAUCACAGAUGGAAUGGAUCUCAACUUGUGGUGGUUCUGAUCCAUCACGGAUCUUCAGCAGUACCAGAUAGUUCUGAUGAGUUCUGAUUGAUUUGAUGUCCUCACAGCUAAUGAGCCUAUUGAUCCAAUAAAUGCAUGCUGGGAGAUGUAGUUCCCAUCUAUCAGAGUGGAAGGUCCAGGGUCCACCAUUGGUUCCGGUCCUGGGUUCAGUGUAGGUUCUCUGGGUUCCUGCUACUGGCUCUCAGGUGUGUCUCUGUUCCAGGUGAGGUGGAAGUGGGCGGGGCCUGACCCGCUCAGCCACUGUCUGAUUGGUGGCCUGUGAUGAUUGCGACAGGCGGUCUGCUGAGGAUCAACGCGCGGCGACAGGACUCUCUGAGGUCCAAAGCACACAGAUCCCACCCACACAAGAAGAAGAGCAAGAACAAAAGACGUAGCGAGGUGGUGGUGGUCAAGGGGAAGCUGAAGCUGUGCUCCAUCUCGGGUCUGGUGGCCGUUCUGGGGAUCCUGGUUCUGGUGGUUGGGGUUCUGAUGGCGGCUCUGGGCUACUGGCCCAGGGAUGGACUGUUCUUCAGCUCCCAGCCACAGGAGGGCGCCACUAUGGCCUUGACUUCCUUCAGGAGUCCGGCACCAGCACUUGUUGAAGACCAGGUGAGAGUUUACCUGAGAAAUGACUUCAACCAAUCAGAGACCGUCAACGGGACCUCUCGAGAUGUUCCACAAGGAUUUCUGGAAGAGUUCCUGGACAGGUAUCUGUACUCUGAUAGGCUGAAGGUCUUCGGCCCGCUCAUCAUGGGCAUCGGCAUCUUCCUCUUCAUCUGUGCCAACGCCGUCCUGCAUGAGAACCGGGACAAGAAGACGAAGGUCAUCAACCUUCGGGACAUCUACUCCACCGUCAUCGACCUCCACAGCGUCCGGAAGCCCCGCCCUUCUUCCUCCGCCCACCAGCCGUUAGCCAAUCCACUCAAUGGACUCAUCAACUACGUCCAGUCCAAGAGUCUGGACUCAAAGUCCCAGAUGUGUCCCGCCGCCCUGUCGUCAAGGCAGCCAGCCAGUAGCAGGAGGUGCAGUGAUGAAGGAGGAGGAGUCUUCAGUGUCUGCCAGGAGCAUCCGCCUGCAUCUCCUCCCUCCUCCUCUAACAGACACUCCCUGCCCCUGACCUCUGACCCCUGCUGGACCUCCAACACAAAGAUAUGCUGAGCUCCUUCACGUUGCCCCGGUCCCGCCAGCCGUCCCGCCAGCGGUCCCCCGGCCCCCGCAGGAGACACUCCUUCUGGGCCAGGAGCAGCGGCCAGGAGGAGGAGCAGAAGGAGGAGGAGAUGCAGCCGCCGCCUCUGUGUGCCUCCACUCCUCCGCCUCACCGAGGCUCCGAGGCUCUGCUCCUCCUCUCCUCUUCCUCGCUCUCCUCCCUGUCCCAUGUCCUCUCCUCCUCCUCCACUCCAGCCCUCCCCUGCAGGAGGCGGAGUCUUCCGACCGCCGCCUUUAACGCAGCCUACUGCAAGCUGACGCAAGGAGACGACGAGUCCUUCGGGUGGUCUUCUUCACCCAAGGUGACCCGGAGGUGGAGGCUCGACCCUCACAACCAGAGACACCCUGAGGUCCCGCCGGCCCCCUGGGGGGAGGAAGAGGAGGAGGAUUGACUGACGAAGUCGAUGAUGACAGCAGCAGCAAUAAAGAGUCUUCCACCGGGGAGAUGAGCCAACUUCCUGUUCAUCAGUGAUGUGGUGGGACCCAGUCUCACCAGAACUGGACCCACUUGACCCAAACGGAUCCAUUGAGGAGACCACAGAUUGUCUUCAUGUCCCUGUUUACACUAACUAACUAAACCAGAUUAACCCAAACAGAUCCAACUGAUCCAAGAUGACUCGAUUUAUUAUCAGAUUUAUUCCAGAACUGCAGCUGGUUCUGGUCAGUCUAGAUCAGGGGAGCUCAAACUUUUUGAGACCAAGAUCUACUUUUUCUCUCACCAGCCGGCUGAGAUCUACCUCAUGACACGAAGACAUAGAAAUUAUAGAUGAAACCCUAUUGACUCAUUUUCAUGCAAAUAUCCAUCAGUUUUAUCAGAAAUGAUAAAGUUAUAGAAAACCUGAUGCAGUUUCUUCCUCAGUGAGAUUCUGACACUGGGAGCAGGUUACUGGUUUCAGUAGGUUACUGGUUUCAGUAGGUUACUGGUUUCAGCAGGUUACUGGUUUCAGCAGGUUACUGGUUUCAGCAGGUUACUGGUUUCUCAGUCAGAAGCUGGUUGUAAACCUGAGGCCAGCAGCUGUCAGUCAGUUAUAGUAGAUGAGAAAUUUGGUUUGAUGACGUCAAUAUGAGAAACUGCAGACUGAUGGGAGGAACCAAAGAGCUCUGCAGAGGUAAAGGCAAAUCUUCUGAAUUU